This is a messenger RNA of Pocillopora meandrina, 1032 nucleotides long. The record is from the annotation of a GenBank genome assembly. Lineage: Eukaryota; Metazoa; Cnidaria; Anthozoa; Scleractinia; Pocilloporidae.
AUGGAUGAUUACAUAGCCACAAAAGUUAGCGUUUCUGUAAGAAAUGCUAUCAGCGUUAAUUCUACCAAAAGCCAUCAGCUUGAAAAGCAGGUCAGAAACUUAGAGGCCGAAAGAGAUAUGCGUCUGUUAAAUUUGCAAAUGAAGAAAGACGAAAUGUUUCUCAGCUCCCCGACUUCUCAGCGGAGGAAGAUUCUGGUCAAGUCUCCAAGCACUACUGACGGCAUAAGAGCCGGAACACCAUCUUCACAACAAGAGAUUUUAGAUCUAAACACAGGUUUAAGCAAAGAAGACGAAGUUACUAGGCUUCAAAAAGCCCACAGUCUUCCACCACUGUAUUUAGAUCGAGCUGGGAUUGUGGCGACGCCACCGCGGACUAGGAAAGCUAGAAAUCUUCACCCUGGAUCUUCCCUGAUCCCUGCUUCUCCCUCCCGUCUCGUGGAAUCACCGAAACCGGAACACAAACUUUUAACAAGACAGUCGAGUUCUCCGCAAAUGCUGUCAGGCUCUAAUUCAACAACAAACGUGAACGAAGCACGGCGUGAAGAAAAUUUGGAAAGUAAACAACAGUUUUCACCCGGGUUACAGCGAGCAAAUCUUGUCGAUUCAUCUGUCCCGUUGAAUUCACCUACCAGCCCGAAAGCUUUUAACUUUGAUCUACCGAAUAAUCUUUCUCAGAUCCCUCGACGACCUGCUACGGCUGCUUCUGUCAGAGAUAGCGCUAGCAACAGUGGCGAAGUUCAUCGAGGGUUGAUAUUGCUGCCUGUUUCUUCAUCGAAAGAGCAAACAAAGAAUAGGGAACAGAAAAAGGCCAGCGUUUUUAAUCGGCUUUAUUCCAGUACUAAGAAACGGGAUCGAAAACGGAUAGGCUCGGAUGAUGCAGCGCCUCAAGCACUCCAUCUUCCGAAAGGGAAAUUGAAUGCGAAGUUAGAAACGAGACGACGGUCGGUAUCGCUGUCAGAUUUAUCCGAAAUCUGCGACAAACUGAAAACGUGUCGUUAUUUGAGAUCGAAUAGUCAAAAUGAAGACUUCUAA